This is a messenger RNA of Silurus meridionalis, 3986 nucleotides long. It is a transcript of the gene fgd4a, whose product is annotated as FYVE, RhoGEF and PH domain containing 4a. The record is from RefSeq and is a predicted model, not a curated record. The transcript is spliced from 18 exons. Gene Ontology annotation, biological process: cytoskeleton organization; filopodium assembly. NCBI's taxonomy places the organism in Eukaryota, Metazoa, Chordata, Actinopteri, Siluriformes, Siluridae. Gene Ontology annotation, molecular function: metal ion binding; guanyl-nucleotide exchange factor activity. Bases 630 to 3140 code for a protein of 836 amino acids. Gene Ontology annotation, cellular component: cytoplasm.
GGACGCCUCCUGGAAAAGAAAAAAAUGAGCCUUUUUUUGAAUGAGGGAAAAAUCCAGCGUUACUUCCUGGGACAAAGAAAACAUGUCAUUCUGACCAAAGUGCUUGAUAGAAUUGCUUGGAUUUAAUGCGUGGAUUUAAUGCGUGGAUUUAAUGCGUGGUUUCUACUUGGUUUGGCCUUUCUUCACGUCCUUGUGAUCACUCAGGAUCAUUGUUCGUGUCAAUUAAAGGUAAACGAGCGAGAGAUGGGAAAGGGCUGAGGAAGUGGAGCUAUGCUGGAUAUUUUUGGUCCCUAUUCAUUGACAGGAAGACGAGCUUCAGAACUGCCCUUUAAGUUACUUUCUCUUCCAAUGUUGUCCUUUUAUCUACCUCGCAGCUUUGCGCUUUGCUCUGCUAUUUAUCUAUGGUUCUGCUGAUGGCCACUGAUGGAUUUUCUGGGUUCUAGUCUUGAGACGUCUCGACUCCCUCUGGUAGGUGAUGAUGGCUGAAACCAUGACUAUGAUAUUGCCUUUUACUGUGAACUUCAGGAGGAGCAGAACUUCGAUCACCACUCACAUGUUGGAAUAUUGAUUCAUCAGCAUUCAUCAUUAUAGCAACCUCGUUUGCUAUUUCUGCUAGAAAUAAGCACAUAAUGGGCAGUGGAUUGAGAAAAAUGAGACGACGUCAGAAGUAUUGGUUUUGUCAAACUAAAGAGAAAGCGGGCAAUGCGAGCUGCUUCCCCUCCAAAUCCCUCGAUGAAGAGGAGGCUUGUGUGGGGGUGAAGAUUGCUGAGGCACAAGAUCCUGGCAGUAGAACUGCAGAUCGAACCAGUCGAAAUGAGAAACGGCGUCAGGGAAGCAGGGCGAGUGAAAGAAGCUCCACAGGAGUAAAUGGAAAAGGCUCAAGACGACAGCUUCCUCAGCAUAUCAAACCACCAGUGCCUCCUAAACCAUCACACCUCCAGACUCCGGUGAUCGAGCUGUGUAAACCACUGGGCAGGAGCUCACCCUUUAGCUCCAAGAUGGAGGAGGGAGGAGGAGGAGGAGGAAAAGGCAGAGUGUCUAACCUCAUCAGCCGCUUUGAGGAAAACAGCCACACAGACAGGAGGGACGGCUCUCCUCAGAAACACGCAGCCAAGCCUGCUAAGGGCAGUCCGGUGCACAGGAGCUGUCAGAAACCGACAGACACUAAAGAGCAGACUCAGGACGGCAGAACCGACCAUGACCAGAUGCCCUCUACCAAUGGAGUGUUAGCUCAGAUGGACAGAAACGACAAUGACGGCGGAGCUGCGAGACCAGAUGCUGAACCACUGCUGAAUGGAGACAUGGUGGAGCAAAGUUUGGACCGGGAAGGGGACGGGGACGCAUCUCAGAAUGUCAUUGAGGCAUCUGAGAAAGAGGAUGAGAGCAGGGGAAGAGAGGCAGAGACGGAGAAUGACGGCAGCACCGAUGACGGCGGGAUGGAUCACAAGGAGACUAACGAGCAGAAGCUGUACAAAAUCGCAAAUGAGCUUCUGCAGACAGAGAAGGCCUACGUUGCAAGACUAAAUUUAUUACAGGUGUUUUGUGACAAGCUGAUGGAGGAAGCAGGAAAAGGGACGCUCCCUUCAGAGGUGGUGAAGAACAUCUUCUCCAAUAUCUCCUCGAUCAAUACCUUCCACAGCCAGUUUCUGCUGCCAGACCUGGAAAAACGCAUGGGAGAAUGGGAGACGACACCUCGAAUCGGGGACAUUUUACAGAAACUAACACCUUUUCUGAAGAUGUAUGCCGAAUACGUACGGAAUUUUGAUAAAGCCAUGGAGCUGCUGAAACAGUGGACAGAUCGUUCGCCUCAGUUCAAGGCAGUUAUUCAGGACAUCCAGAAGCAGGAAGUGUGUGGGAGUCUGACGCUGCAGCAUCACAUGCUGGAACCAGUACAAAGGGUACCAAGAUAUGAGAUGCUCCUUAAAGACUACCUGAAGAAGCUUCCUCAGGAUCACGUGGACCGGCGGGAUGCUGAGAAAUCGCUGGAGAUUAUUGCCACAGCAGCCACACACUCGAACACUGCAAUUCGCAAAUCUGAGAAUCUAAAGAAACUGCUAGAGAUUUAUGAGAUGCUGGGGGAGGAAGAAGACAUUGUAAACGCCUCCAAUGAGUUUAUAAAGGAGGGACACAUUCUCAAACUGGCAGCAAGGAACACUUCCUCUAUGGACCGAUACCUCUUUCUGUUCAACAACAUGAUGCUCUACUGCGUCCCCAAGUUCAGCCUUGUUGGCCAGAAGUUUACGGUGCGCACUCGGAUCGGCAUCGACGGGAUGAAGGUGAUGGAGACGUAUAACGAGGAUUACCCUCAUACGUUCCAGGUCUCUGGGAAAGAGCGUACCCUCGAGCUGCAGGCCAGCUCCGCACAAGAUAAAGAGGACUGGAUAAAGGCAUUCCAAGCAACAAUAGAGAUCUUUCACCAAAAGAACGAGACGUUCAAAAUGGCUGCCAAAGAAGUCGAGGAAGUGUCGAUAACAGACCUGGGAAAACGAGCACCACGCUGGAUUCGAGACAAUGAGGUGACCAUGUGUAUGAAGUGCAGGGAACCCUUUAAUGCGCUCACGCGCAGGAGGCACCACUGUCGAGCUUGUGGUUAUGUGGUAUGCUGGAAGUGCUCAGACAAUAAGGCUCCUCUGGAGUACGAUGGCAAUAAGAUGAAUAAAGUGUGUCGAGACUGUUACUCUAUUUUAAAAGGCCACACAGACAGCGAGGAGAAGGAGGGCAAGAAGAAAGGCAUUUUAGAGAUCGAAGCAGCCCAGUUCUCAGGGAGCAGUAUUAUGUAUGGCUUCCUGCAGUACUGUGAGAAGAACAAACCCUGGCAGAAAGUCUGGUGUGUUAUCCCUCAAAAGGAGGCUUUAGUGCUCUAUCUGUAUGGAGCACCGCAGGACGUUAAGGCUCAGUCCACCAUCCCGCUGCUGGGAUACUCUGUAGACGACGCGUCGCGACCCACUGAUCCUCCGGCCAGUUUCCGUCUGUCCCAGUCGAAGUCCGUCCACAGCUUUGCUGCUGAGAGCGAGGAUUUGAAGCAGCGCUGGCUCAAAGUGAUCCGAGUAUGCGUGAAGGGCGAAGUGCCCCCAAGCCCACCGCCUACAGACACACCUGCCACAGACAGCAGCCACGAUUCGAGCACAGAUAGCCUCUAAUAGGAGAGUGAGAGCACUCUGAUAGUGCCAAAGACCCAGACAGAGAGAGACAGAAAAGAUCCCAGAGACUACACACAAACAAUGCUGUCUGUCAAUCACUCAUAUGCAGCAUACAUUUGAACGGGGGUAAGCGCUCUUACGGCCAUGCUGGAUUUAAAAUUUAAGCAAAACAAACCCGUACACAAAUAGGCUCCCCCUUUAACGCUGCUCCGAAACACAGCAGUCCAAGCAGAUGGUGCACACAAAUGCUUUAAAAACUGGUGCUUUAGGACGGUUGUGGUGAAAUGAUCAAACUUUACACAUCAUGCUAUCAACUUUUUUUUAGUAUAAGUUACUUUAGUGUGGUGUAAUCAUCUACACAUCGUAUUUAUAAAGACGUGACGUGAAUCCAGGCCUCGAGUACCCUUUGAAGAACCAUUGUUGUUCUUUCUAUGAUCUUACUUUCCCCGUAUACAUCACAUUUGGUUACCCCUCGCAAUAAAUACGGAUCACGUCACUGCACCUGGAGAGAACGGUCCGCAGGAGUCGGGAGGCCACAUUUUUACAAACCAGCAUUCCAUUCAAGCACAUGAGUAGAAGAAUCGCUUGGCCUGCAAUUCUUCAUACAGACUGCAGGAUAUGUGCAAUGAGCUUCAUGGACUCUCGCAAAGGACAUGGCAAUACCAAUGUAAAGUGUUACAUAAGCUGGGUAAAUCCCUCCUUUAUUAUAGACUGGCUACUGAAUGGUCUCAAACUAUAGUUUUACCCAAGCUGGUGUAUGGGUUUGCCUUUGGUUUUGAAGAGAACAAAAAAAACUAAUCUGAAUAUCUAUGACAAUUAAAGGAAUACUCCAGUGUUUUUCUAAUA